This is a messenger RNA of Suillus fuscotomentosus, 2367 nucleotides long. RefSeq lists its product as uncharacterized. The record is from RefSeq and is a predicted model, not a curated record. The transcript is spliced from 11 exons. Gene Ontology annotation, cellular component: membrane. Bases 109 to 1986 code for a protein of 625 amino acids. Gene Ontology annotation, biological process: metal ion transport; transmembrane transport. NCBI's taxonomy places the organism in Eukaryota, Fungi, Basidiomycota, Agaricomycetes, Boletales, Suillaceae. Gene Ontology annotation, molecular function: magnesium ion transmembrane transporter activity; magnesium ion binding; cobalt ion binding.
ACGUCUUCCAAAUGUCUUCUGUUCAUCUGUUCAGCCCCUUAUCACUUUGGGCCCAAUUACCCCCCACUGCUGCUGUGUCAUACACUACAUCCUUGGAGAUACCAGGGAAUGGUACCCAAAAACUCAUUCCGGCGGAGAUUACACCUCGCCCUGCCUCGCGAAAACAGUCUUAUGGACCCUGUCGGAUGUUGCUCGACGCCUGACCUUGAGGACGAAUUCGUGCCAUCGCUGAGUCCACCACUACGUUCCGCAUCCCCUGCCCAUAUCGAAUCGGCUCUACCCUCCAAUGGGUCCUCCCAAGAGCCUGUAGCUCAGUCUUGGCGACGUGCAUCUUCGUCAAUCGUUCCGGCCUCACUGCGGCCAAAACGUGCUCCUGCCCUCCAUUUUCAAACACCCAAAGAUCGCUUCCGCGCAUGUGUUCGAAAAGUGAUUUCCAUACACCGGAAAACAACAAUCCUUUUGGGCUUCGGUCUCGCCGGUGCAGAACCUGGUGUUGACCCGCGCAGGCAGUCCGCAUAUCUCCAUUACGCGCACAUUCGCGAGCGCUGCGAGAUCCAAAUCGCCGACUAUAGUACCUUGAGGAGUAGCUUUGGAAAUAUGGAUAAUGAGCGUUUUGUACAAAUGUUAAAUGAUAAGAGAAGUUCGGAGAGGGAGCCAUGGGUGAAGGUGAGGUGGAUAAACGUGUGCGGCAUCAGCUGGGAUGUGAUGAGUGCGCUUGCCCUGAAGUAUGGCCUUCACCCGCUCGCCCUCGAAGUUGUCCUGCACAAACACGGACACACGCGCUCCAAAAUGGACUACUACAGUCAACACCUCUUUAUCCAUGUCUUAUCUCACACACUCGCUUCCUCCUCUUCAUCUCCAAACCCCUACACACCAGAAGGCGAAGACCCACCACGGAGCUACUCACCAGGUCCAAUGACGCCAGGGGACUACCACAAGGAGUAUUUCAAGGAUGACGGCAUCCAUGCAGAUGCUGGGGAUGAAGGUAGCACGAUGUAUGGCGGCAGUGCGCCUGCAACCUGGCGACUUGGAAGCACUAUCAGGAGCAGAACGUCAGCGACAGCUGACAUGGAAAGUGUAGCAAGGGCCAGGGAUGAUGGCUUAACUCCGCUAACAUCCGCUACACGGAAAGACAGCGCGUCCCGAAAACGCCGGGAGAAAGCUCAGAUGACUCUCACUGAUCUAAAGAAGGCAGGCCGCGUGAACGUUUGCAUCCACCCGAUAUCAAUUUUCUUAUUGAGAGAUGGCACAGUGAUAUCUGUCAUGCCGUCCAAUUUCAUCGACUUUACAGGUUCCAUCAUGGCGCGUCUCCGACAGCCUGACACGGGGCUGCGUACAUCUGCAGACCCCAGUCUACUCGUUCAAAGUCUGCUCGACCUCAUCGUGGACUCUGCACUUGAGGUGGUGGAUGCAUUCCAUGAGGAGAUAUUACAGCUAGAAUACGAUGUGUUGAUGAAGCCGGAUAUGAAAGUGGUUACAAGGCUACACAUUCUUUCCGGCGAUUUGAUGUUGCAUAAGCGGACCCUUGGGCCCCUCAAGACGGUUAUUGGUGGGCUACGACGGUAUGACGAGGACCGGUGUGCUGCACUUCUCUCGCCUGCUGAGAAGUGGGUUCAAGAGCAAAGCAGAGAGAAAGUGAAGGGUUUCAUGUCCCAUAAGAGCAAAAUAUAUUUGGCGGACGUACACGAUCAUAUGGAAUAUGUCCUUACAAGCAUGGAUAUGUUCGCGGGGAUCACAGAAAACCUGAUCAACUACACGUUCGAUAUGAAAUCAUACGAGAUGAACGUAACCAUGCGCCGCCUCACCCUCGCAACUCUCAUAUUCCUCCCGCUGACAUUGCUCACGGGUUAUUUUGGAAUGAAUUUCAAAUCUAUGUGGAGUGUCAACAACCAUUCCGACGCCCUAUUUUGGAUGAUUGCAAUCCCUGUCACGACAUUCGUCAUGCCCUUAGUAGUCAGACUUCAAGCGUACUACGCAUCAUGCUGAGAGGCGGUGGGCGGCGAAGUUAUUGAUGACUAUCAAGGGCAAGUUGGCGUGAAUGCCACUGACAGAUGCCACAGCUCAGCGCGGUUGUAUUGCCCGACUUUACGCGGUUUGUUGUUUUAUAGAUUUCGGAGCAUUCACUUGUUCGAUCGGGCUGGGUAUGUCUUGUUUUCUUGUUAGAGUGUAACUGUACUCGCUCGAAACUUCUUGUUCUUGACGUACCGGUCUUUGCUAAAGUAAUUACUGCAAGUGAUUCCCGCUGCGCAGUAAAAGGACAUUCUGUACGAGUUUCCAUCUGCUUAUAGAAGAUUCCUUUUUGUGUAUCCAUAUGUAGUAUUGUGUAUAAUAUGUCGUCUAUCUUGCCCUGCGAAAAUAACAUCUAAG